Molecule: messenger RNA, 1090 nt
Organism: Neltuma alba
Lineage: Eukaryota; Viridiplantae; Streptophyta; Magnoliopsida; Fabales; Fabaceae
Product: probable protein phosphatase 2C 49
Exons: 2
Coding region: 58-816 (252 amino acids)
Biological process (GO): protein dephosphorylation
Molecular function (GO): protein serine/threonine phosphatase activity
Source: RefSeq, a predicted model, not a curated record
CAGGUAUUUGAUGGUCAUGGAGGACCUGAAGCUGCGACUUAUAUCCAGAAGAAUCUAAUGAGAUUCUUCUUUGAAGAUGUUAGCUUCCCCCAGGGAUCUGAAGUUGAUAAUGUUUUUCUACAAGAGGCAGAGAACUCCCUCAGAAAAUCAUUUCUUUUGGCUGACUUAGCUUUGGCUGAUGAUUGCAGUGUGAGCAACUCAUCAGGGACCACGGCUCUUACUGCCUUCAUAUUUGGAAGGCUUCUAAUGGUGGCCAAUGCUGGCGAUUGCCGAGCAGUUCUCUGUCGUAAAGGAAAGGCAAUUGACAUGUCUCAAGAUCACAGGCCUAUUUAUCCUUCAGAGCGGAGGCGGGUUGAGGAAUUAGGCGGUCGUGUAGAUGAUGGUUAUCUUAAUGGGGUUUUGUCAGUUUCUCGAGCCCUUGGGGACUGGGAUAUGAAGUUUCCUCGUGGUUCUCCCUCGCCUUUGAUUGCGGAGCCUGAGUUUCGUCAAGUGGUUCUGACAGAGGAUGAUGAGUUCCUCAUCAUAGGUUGUGAUGGAAUUUGGGAUGUCAUGACAAGUCAGCAGGCAGUCAACCUUGUUCGUAGAAGCCUGAGGAGGCAUUAUGACCCAGAGCGCUGUGCCAGGGACCUGGUCAUGGAGGCACUACGCCUUAAUACGUUUGAUAAUCUCACAGUGAUUGUUGUGUGCUUCUCUUCUAAUUCUAUUGAUCCCAGGGAGCCAUCCCCUCCUCGUCAGAGGAAAUUGAGGUGCUUUAGCCUUUCUGCAGAGGCGCUUUGUAGCUUGAAGAACUUGUUGGAAGGCAGUGCAAGUAAUUGAAUGUAUAAUAUGCGGCUUAAUCUAAAAAGUGUCUUUUUUUUUUUUGGGGGUAGAAUACUAAUACUUAUGCUGUUUUUGGUUGCUUCAGUUUUGACGGCAGAAAAAGCAGCCUUCCAUUUUGUGGUUGGUUGGUUGAUUUAUGUAUAUAGCCCUGAGGAUGAUAGUGGUGUAAAUACAUGUGUUCUGGAUUACUCGUAUGUUGUAACCAUGGAUCGUUAUAUUCAUAGCAUUAUUCUUGCGUUGAAUAAAAGAAUUGUUUAGAACAUUCUUUUCA